Ictalurus furcatus (blue catfish) is the source of this 1104-nucleotide messenger RNA. It is a transcript of the gene ebp, whose product is annotated as EBP cholestenol delta-isomerase. Gene Ontology annotation, molecular function: C-8 sterol isomerase activity; steroid Delta-isomerase activity; cholestenol delta-isomerase activity. Lineage: Eukaryota; Metazoa; Chordata; Actinopteri; Siluriformes; Ictaluridae. Gene Ontology annotation, biological process: cholesterol biosynthetic process. The transcript has 5 exons. Bases 240 to 923 code for a protein of 227 amino acids. The record is from RefSeq and is a predicted model, not a curated record. Gene Ontology annotation, cellular component: endoplasmic reticulum; membrane.
UAUUGUAGUGGGCUGUAAUUCUGUGGUGCGAUCUGUUUUCAUAGGAUUGCUGUAAUUUAUGACAUGUUUAGAUUAUAAAUUUCGUCUAGCACGCCCUGGACGUUUUCUUACAGCCCGUAGGUCUUUCAUUAGUUUUAGUCUAGUUUCUCUUUAUCUCUCUUGUGCAUUUUCGUUUGCUAAUAUUUCUACUUAUAAUUCAAGUUGCUGUUGCACUGAGAUUAUGAGAUGUGUCUUUGUAGAUGUCAAAGAUGGCAGCUGAACCUGUAAGUCACCCGUACUGGCCCAGAGACCUGUCCAUCCCAAACUACACAGAAAAUGAGCGCUCCAUGUUGGAGAUUGUCACGUUCCUGUUCUCUGUGUCAGGACUGUUGAUGUUGUUAGCCUGGACUCUGACAGGAGGAGGACAUUUGGGCGUCUGGAGAAGGUUAGCGCUGUGCUGGUUUACUGUCUGUGGCUUCAUCCAUGGUGUCAUUGAGGGCUGGUUCUCUCUCUACUACACCAUCAUUCCAGCAGACCAGAGCUUCCUUUCUCAACUUUGGAAGGAAUAUUCAAAAGGUGACAGCAGAUAUGUCAUAGCUGAUAAUUUCACAGUGUGUAUGGAGACGGUGACUGCAUGUCUAUGGGGACCUUUCAGUCUAUGGAUUGUUGUGGCCUUUUUGUACAAUCAUUCCUACAGAUAUGUUCUGCAGCUAAUUGUAUCUCUAGGGCAGCUUUAUGGAGCAGUGCUCUACUUCUUCACUGAACACAGAGAUGGUUAUAUGCACAGCGAGUAUGGACACCCCAUCUAUUUCUGGUUCUACUUUGUCUUCAUGAAUGUCCUAUGGAUCAUUGUCCCUUUUAUUCUUAUUCUGGACUCGUGGUUCCAGUUGAGUAACACCCAAGCCUUGGCAGACAAAACAGUUCCCAAACGAAAGAUGAAAUAGAUGGGGAAGAAAGUUUUGGAAAGGGAAUACAUUACUGUGCACUGUCUUAGGUGACAUUUGAAUAUAAUUGUGGUUUAUAGUAAUUUUACAUUAUAUUCAUAACACUAUUUAGGUAUACACAACCACACUGUACAAUAAUUUUUUGCUUUCAUGAGAUUAAACCUAAAUUUAAUUUUACCUA